Messenger RNA from Fusarium keratoplasticum, 1551 nucleotides. RefSeq lists its product as uncharacterized. The transcript has 8 exons. Gene Ontology annotation, molecular function: iron ion binding; oxidoreductase activity, acting on paired donors, with incorporation or reduction of molecular oxygen; heme binding. The record is from RefSeq and is a predicted model, not a curated record. The coding region runs from base 1 to 1551 and encodes 516 amino acids. Lineage: Eukaryota; Fungi; Ascomycota; Sordariomycetes; Hypocreales; Nectriaceae.
AUGACUUUGCUAAUUGACUUUCUGGGUGACUUCAAGUCCUACUUUGUUGUCUUUUUGAUUGGUGUCAUUCUCCAUGUUGUAUUCUUUUGUCGUGGAGAAUGGGAUAUCUACACGAACAAGAUUGUUGUCGCCUGGCUUGGGACCUUGGCAGCUUCUACCUUUCUGAUUGCGCAGAGCGCCGAGCAUGAAAACGACACUCACUGGGAGGCAUUCACGAUCGCCUUGAAGCAUUGUUCUACACUCACGGCCGGCUCUGUAUGCAGUAUUCUCAUUUAUCGAGCUGCGUUUCAUCGGCUCAAUGUCUUUCCUGGCCCAUACAAAGCGCGACUCUCAAACCUCUAUGUCACGGCCUUGGGGCUGAAGAAGAGGCAUCUCUACAAAGAGGUCCAAGAGCUACACAGGGAAUACGGAGAUGUAGUCAGAAUUGGGCCUUCGGAAAUUUCCAUCAACAGCUCAGAGGCGCUACACGCUCUUCACUCCAAUAAUACCCCAUGUGUCAAAGGCCCCUGGUACAACAUUAUCUACCCGAUGGUUUCACUCUUGGCCGAUAGAAAUAAGAAAAGCCACACAGAGAGGCGCAAGACUUGGGACAAGGCAUUUAAUGCCAAGGCUCUUCGAGACUACGAAACCAGAGUGGUGCAAUAUGCAGCACUCCUCCUCCACCAGCUCGAGAAGAUGGAAGGCCAACCAUUCAACGCAAAGCUUUGGAUUCACUAUUAUACCUUUGACAUCAUGGGAGAUCUUGCCUUUGGGCAGAGUUUUGGCAUGCUCAGAGAUGGCUUGAAGCAUUACUACAUGAAACUCGGCGAUGAGAAUAUGUCGAUCGCAGGAGGAAGGCAAAAUGAACCACCUGUGUCGGACGUGUUUUCUUGGAUCUUGGAGGAUUAUGAAUCGAAGGAGCAACCAACAAAGCAAGACUUUUUGAACUUGCACGGAGACGCUCACUUGAUCGUCGUGGCCGGAAGUGACACUACGGCCGUGACGAUUACCUCGUUGUUUUACGAACUUUCUCAGCGCUUAGAUAUUUGCUCUCAACUUCAAGAAGAGAUUGAUGAGUACAAGAAGGAGCACAAGAAGUCUGACUAUGCCUCUCUUUCUCACCUUAAGCUUCUUCAGGCAUGCAUCGAUGAGACCCUGCGCUUGCACCCGGUGGUUCCAUCAGGCCUUCAACGCAUGACGCCGCCGGAGGGUUUGCAAAUUGGCGACACCUUUAUCCCAGGAGAUACAAUUGUGCAGGUGCCAAGUUAUACACUACAACGAGAUGAGAGGGUAUUUUUGCGGCCGAACGAAUUCCUACCUGAAAGAUGGACUUCGCAACCAGAUUUGGUCAAGGAUGCAUCCGCAUUUGCUCCGUUCUCUAUGGGCCGUAACUCUUGCGUAGGAAAGCAGCUCGGAUUGAUGGAGAUUCGCUACAUUACAACCGAGAUCUUGUCCCGAUACAAUAUCCAGUUCGCUCCGGGGAAUGACCCAAAGGAGUAUCUAGAGAACAAGAUGGAUGUCUUCACGGCGGCUGUGCCAGAUUUGAAUCUAGUCUUUACUCCAAGGAAUUGA